Messenger RNA from Grus americana (Whooping crane), 1138 nucleotides. It is a transcript of the gene POP5, whose product is annotated as POP5 homolog, ribonuclease P/MRP subunit. The transcript is spliced from 5 exons. The record is from RefSeq and is a predicted model, not a curated record. Gene Ontology annotation, molecular function: ribonuclease P RNA binding. Bases 117 to 614 code for a protein of 165 amino acids. Gene Ontology annotation, cellular component: ribonuclease P complex. Lineage: Eukaryota; Metazoa; Chordata; Aves; Gruiformes; Gruidae. Gene Ontology annotation, biological process: tRNA 5'-leader removal.
CGGUGGGGACGUCCUUCCUUUGUCCCCGCCCCGGACGACGACGAUUGGCUGUGACGCGCAGAGGCGCCUCACCCAUUGGCUAAGCGCAGAGUCCGUCCAGAUUGGGGGCCGCCGCCAUGGUUCGCUUCAAGAACAGGUACGUGCUGUGCGAGGUGGUCUCGGAGGACCCGCGGUGCCGGCAGUGCAUCGAGGAGCGCGCAGUGGGCCUCGCCGUCAGGGACGCCAUCGGACGCGUGCACGGGGACUACGGCCUGGCCUGCUGCUCCAUCUCCUUCACAGUGAAGUACCUGAACGCUUACACCGGGACCGUGCUCCUGCGGUGCCGCAAGGACUCCUACAGACUGCUGUGCUCCGCCCUCCCCUUCGUGAGGCAGCUGGAGAGCCGGGCCCAGCGCUACCCCUGCUUCCUCAACACCCUGCACAUCGGAGGUACUAUAAGAACGUGUCAGAAAUUUCUAAUUCAGUAUAAUAGAAGACAGCUGCUGAUGUUGUUGCAAAACUGUACAAAUGAAGAAAUUGAGGACAUCCUAUCAUAUGUGAAGAAAUCAACUAACGACUCUCUGUUGCUCUCUCUAUUGCAGAGGAAAGACAGUGUAUACAAAAGUCCUUGCUGAGCUGUUCCAUUACAGAAGAGCAGUCUCACAGUGGAGAUGAGGAAGAUGAUGAUGGCACAGAGACAGACUGAACAUUACUAGUUACUGUUCAUCUGUCCUGUAUUGUAUAAUCAAGAUGUUACCAAUUAUCUUCAGUGUUAAGUAAAGUGGGGACAGAAAAAGCAUCUGUUCAUUCCCCUAUUCCAAGUGUUCUUAAAUAAAUUUUUUUUUUAAAAAUGUAAGUUUUACUUAAGUAGGUUACUUGCCUGUUUUACUCCAGGAGUCAAAACCACCUGCACUCCUAAGGAGUAUAGCAGCUCAGUGUGAUCUUCGUGCUGAGGUAGAAGUGAGCUUUAGGCAGUUGGCACAGACAAGGAAUGUAGUUAUUCUCCUUCAGUACAGAAAAAGCGUUAACAUCUCUGGUUUUUACCCUAUCUUCAAGUGCACCUGUUACCCACAGGGCUAUCCAUUCUUUUGAGCCACAAAAGCACCAGUUGUGUACUGAGGAGCAGAGAUUACAGGGAAUGCAAGGCAGAACUGUAAGA